GUCGCAGAUGCAACUUGGGAAGCGUUUCCUUGUUUAUAAGCCUUGCCACCAGUGUUCAACGAAUAUAGUAAACGAAGAGAGCGGCUUAUGAAGAUGACACGGAUCCUAAAGUGCUUGGAAGCUCUGUGCAACUUCGGCCGGAAUCUGUGUUAGCGGCAGCUAACGGCGCCAGCUGUCGGGGGCGGUCCUCCGAGGGCUAGAAGACCCAUCUCUAUGGUCAAGCAAACCGAGAGCGGUCCUCUCUCCCCCACGUGGUGGGGCUGCGCAUGAGCAGUAGCCGCUGCUCGGGAAACAUGGCGGAGCAAGAGCAAAGAAAAAAGAUCCCUUUGGUUCCAGAAAAUCUCCUGAAAAAGAGGAAGGCUUAUCAGGCCCUUAAAGCCACUCAAGCAAAGCAGGCGCUUUUGGACAAGAAGGAGCAGAAUAAAGGAAAAAAGCUCAAGUUUAAGCGACUGGAGUGGUUCCUUCAUGAUUCCUGGCGGCAGCAGCGUGACAGGGUGCGCCUCAGACGCCUGGAAGUGAAACCUCAUGGCUUAGAAGUGCCAGAUAAACAUUCCUUGGCCUUCAUUGUACGCAUCCAAAGGAUUAAUGGGGUGAGUUCACUGGUACAGAGGACCAUUGCAAGGCUGCGCCUGAAGAAGAUCUUCAGUGGUGUCUUUUUCAGAGUAACCCCCCAGACCAUGAAGACACUGCGGAUAGUGGAACCUUAUGUGACCUGGGGAUUUCCAAAUCUGAAGUCUGUCCGGGAACUCAUCUUGAAACGUGGACAAGCCAAGGUCAAGAAUAAAACCAUCCCUUUGACGGACAACACAGUGAUUGAGGAGCAUCUGGGGAAGUAUGGUGUUAUUUGCUUGGAAGACCUCAUUCAUGAAAUUGCCUUUCCGGGAAAGAAUUUCCAGGCCAUCUCUGCGUUCUUACGUCCUUUCCACCUCUCAAUGGCCCGACAUGCUACCAAGAACAGAGUGGGCUUCCUCAAGGAGGUGGGCUUACCUGGCUAUCGAGGUGAACGCAUCAAUCAGCUCAUUCGGCAGCUGAAUUAAACCCAGAAUAUCUGGAAGCACAGUGCAUUGGUGGCAUGUGUUUUGUCUUCUGGAAUUGUUACCAGUAUCUUCAAAGAAGAUUAUUUUCUGCUCUAUCUUCAGAAACUAGAGGGAGGGUCAAGGAAAAGAUGAUGCUCCUGGCAGGCACUUCUGACCACAGCAGUUUCAAGGAAAAAUUCCAGUGUAUUUUCCACAUUGCCUGCCACUGCCACCUCUCAAAUCAGCAGAGGACUCAUGCCAUAGAAGGAGUCCUGCUGCGUCACAUCUUCUGUUCUGAGGUUUAAUGGUGAACGAAUACCCAAACGUGAAUGGAAGACGGCAGUGGACCAAGCUCAGGGACAUACUUGAACCUGGGGGUUCUGGGGCCUUGUUUUGGACAGACCUUGAAAUAGUUACAAAGAAGAGCACAAAAACAGUGCUCAGCUGUCUCUGCUGUGA
Messenger RNA from Canis lupus familiaris (dog), 1475 nucleotides. It is a transcript of the gene RPL7L1, whose product is annotated as ribosomal protein L7 like 1. Bases 267 to 1037 code for a protein of 256 amino acids. Gene Ontology annotation, molecular function: structural constituent of ribosome; RNA binding. Lineage: Eukaryota; Metazoa; Chordata; Mammalia; Carnivora; Canidae. The transcript has 7 exons. The record is from RefSeq and is a predicted model, not a curated record. Gene Ontology annotation, cellular component: cytosolic large ribosomal subunit. Gene Ontology annotation, biological process: maturation of LSU-rRNA from tricistronic rRNA transcript (SSU-rRNA, 5.8S rRNA, LSU-rRNA).